ACCUCAUCACAUCGAACUAAUCAACUUCAAACCAAGAAUUUUUCGUGGAUCCUAAAAGCAUGAAGCAGCAACACCACUUCGUUCUCGUGCACGGCGUAUGCCACGGUGCGUGGUGCUGGUUCCAUGUCAAGCACCGGCUAGAGUCGGCCGGCCACCGCGUCACACCGCUGAACCUCGCCGGUGCAGGCACCAGCACGAAGUCCAUCUACGAUGUCCACUCAUUCCGUGAGUACAACGAGCCGCUCUUGGAGUUCAUGGCCUCGCUCGAGCCAUCCGAGAAGGUGAUCCUUGUGGGACACAGCUUGGGCGGCAUGAGCUUGGCUCUCAUCGCCGACAAGUUCCCCGAGAAGAUCUCAGCCGCUGUUUUCCUGACAGCACUAAUGCCGGACACCACGCACCAGCCGUCUCUUGUGUUAGAACAGUUUCGUUCGAGCAUUCCAGAGCAAGAGUGGCUGGACACUCAAUUCAAAACCUUUGGAAAGACAGAAAAGCUGUUGACUUCCUUCUUAUUAGGGCCCGAAUUCCUGGCGGCUCGGGUCUACCCGUUAUCUCCCAAGGAGGAUCUAGAGCUUGCUAAGAUCAUGAUGAGGCCGGGGUCGCUCUUCAUAGAAGACCUGGCUACGGCGGACAAGUUCACCGGCGAAGGGUACGGCUCGAUCGUGCGGGUGUACGUCGUGUGCAAGCAGGACCUCGUGAUCCCGGAGGAGUUCCAACGGCGGAUGAUGAAGAACGGCGGGGCCCAGCACGUGAUGGAGAUCGACGGUGCAGGUCACAUGCCCAUGUUCUCCGAGCCCCAGAAGCUGUGCGAUUGCCUCCUCGAAGUGGCGGCCAAAUAUACCUGAAGUGCUGUUUCUUUUCCUUAUCUGAUGAUUUGCAUUGUUAGUCCUAAAACGGUGACGCCUCUGCAAGCUUUAUGCAAGCAAAUGUUGGUUGAAUAUGCUAUUUGGCCUUUAAUUAAUAGCUUUAGAUAAAUCUGGGAUAAUUCUUCUAGACUUCAUGUCUAGUAUAUGAUUAUGUUUUGUGAUAUUAAGAUCACUUGUCAAGAUGAUUCUAUUGGUUACUUCUAAUUUGAGUAACUCUCUAAUUCAUGGA
Messenger RNA from Eucalyptus grandis, 1092 nucleotides. Its product is annotated as salicylic acid-binding protein 2. Gene Ontology annotation, molecular function: methyl salicylate esterase activity; methyl jasmonate esterase activity; methyl indole-3-acetate esterase activity. The coding region runs from base 60 to 842 and encodes 260 amino acids. The record is from RefSeq and is a predicted model, not a curated record. Gene Ontology annotation, biological process: salicylic acid metabolic process; jasmonic acid metabolic process. Lineage: Eukaryota; Viridiplantae; Streptophyta; Magnoliopsida; Myrtales; Myrtaceae. The transcript is spliced from 3 exons.